This is a messenger RNA of Phycodurus eques (leafy seadragon), 1365 nucleotides long. RefSeq names its product G kinase anchoring protein 1 (gene gkap1). Gene Ontology annotation, cellular component: Golgi apparatus. The record is from RefSeq and is a predicted model, not a curated record. Bases 161 to 1306 code for a protein of 381 amino acids. Gene Ontology annotation, biological process: signal transduction. NCBI's taxonomy places the organism in Eukaryota, Metazoa, Chordata, Actinopteri, Syngnathiformes, Syngnathidae. The transcript is spliced from 12 exons.
CGUACCAAACCCAGCUAGCAGCGACCAAGGAAGAGCUAACAGUUCUGUUCUCUUUUCUUCGAACAGGUGAAAUUAAGACUUGGAUAACUGCGACUAACAUUGCCACUCUUCCACACAAGUCACCGUGGGUAUUGGUAAAAACAGCUAUCAGGCUUCCUCAAUGGCAUCGUCAGCAACCAUCAUGGUCCCCACCACCGCCUCGCGCUUCGCCCUGCUUCAGAUCGACUCGGACUCCGACUCGGACGCCUCCGAGGCCGGGAAGACGGCCAACAAAGCCGGGUCCGGGAAACAGCGUCCGGAAAAGUCCGCAGGGGGCAAAGCGUCUCAGGGCAACGACAAGAAGAAAGACAAGAGGAAGAAGAAGAAGGAACAACAGCAAAGUGAAGCCAACGAGCUUCGCAAUCUGGCCUUCAAGAAGAUCCCGCAGAAGUCCCAGGGCCAGCCGGCGUGCAUGACGCUUUCGAGAAUAGCCAGCGGGCUCCUCAGCGCCGCGCCGGUGGCGCACGGUGCUUCUCCGGCAUCACAGCAGGGCUGGCAGCAGUGGAAGCAGAGGGACGAGCAGAUGACAUCUGAGCUGUACGAGGCGGACUUAGAGAAAGCCUUGAUUCUCAGCAAACUGGAGUAUGAAAAAAACAAACAGGGCGGCAACAGCAACCACGCGUCCUCGCCGAAGACUCGCAAAGACGGCGGCGGCGGCAAGGAGAAGGAGAAGAAGAAGAAGAACCCGCAGGCCAAAGAGAAAAAGACAGUCUCUCUUCACGACUUCCAAGCUGAAGGCAACGCAGAACAUGUGAGCCGGCGACAGGAGAAAGAGGAAGUGUCCAAUUCUGCUGUGGGACCGGGUCAGGAGGAGCGGUUCUUCAACAAGCUGGAGGACGACGUCAACCGAAUUAUCCAGCGGGAGAAGAGACGCGAGCAGUACAGCAGCAAACAAGACGGCAACACUUCGGCAGAACGCAAACCAGACCCUCGUGCCGAGCAGCUGAAGUACGAGCUGGAGAAGAAGGACCGGCAGAUCCUCGAGCUGAAGAAGACCAUCGGACAGUGGGAGGUCAAACACAAAGAGGUGAAAGCCAGAAACGGGCAGCUUCUUAAGAUGCUCCAGCAAGGAGAGAUGAAAGACAAAGCAGAGAUCUUGCUGCAAGUGGAGGAGCUGCUGCAUAUCAAAGAGGAGCUCUCGUCGCAGGUGACCUUACUACACGCCGCUCUGGAACAAGAACGAUCUAAAGUCAAAGGUCUACAGUCUGAGCAGCCCAAACAUCAGGGUAACAAGAGAGGGAAGAAAAGUUCCGAGGCGGAUCUCUGAUGACUUCACUCGAAGUCACAACAACAACAUGCUAGCAAAUAAACAUGUUCUUGCUUUGU